GAAAGUGACUCAUUUUCUCCAAUUUUAAUUAAAAAUUCACCUAAAAAUCUUCCAAAAUCAAUUCCAGUCGAACUGUUUGAAGGAAAUUCACCCAACAGAAGCCGGUUUUCAUUGAAAACCAUCGAAAUCGUUCACAACAACAACUUCAUUGAACAUCUGUUCCUCGGCAAAAUUCCUCACAAAAGACAUGGAUCAACCAGAGACUCUCGCAGAAACGGGCGAAAUCCCCUCUUGCACGCUCGAUCACUUCAAAGACUACGACCAAGUUGUCGAAAUGAUGAAAUCGCUGCCGGAAAACGUGCAAAAACUCCGUGAAAAAUCUUACGAAAAAUUCUCCGACAUCCUUUCGUUGUACCAAGAGCAACCGCAUUUACUCGAUCCGCACAUUCCUGAAUUCCUGACACUCCUUUUCCGCUACAUCCGAGACCCGGCGACGCCAAAUGACGUUCAAGACGACGCCUACAAGUACAUGUACCAAAUUUGCAAGGUUCGUUCGUACAAGGUUUUUGUGAAAUUCCUGCCGCACGAACUCUCGGACCUGGAUUUUACGCUAAAAAGUUUGGCAGACACCUCGGGAAGCAAUUUGGAUGCGGGCUGUUGGGAGCGUCGGUAUAUUUUGCUCGUUUGGAUGAGUGUUCUUGUGCUGAUUCCCUUCCAUUUGGCACGUCUCGAUGGCGACGGGGCCCAAUCUUCGACGAAUCUCGACGGAAAAACGACAAAAAUGGAACAAAUGUACCAAAUUUGUCGGCAGCACACGACAACGAAUGACCCGUGUUCGACAGUGGCGGCAUUUUUCGCCGCAAAAUUCCUCAUUCGGGCCGACAUGAAGGACGUUUACUUGGAAAAGUUUCUGGAAUGGGUUUGUGCGGAGCAUGACAGUGAAUCCAUCGGGCAUGGACAACUUUCGGCAAUCGCCUCGAUUUUGAAACAUGGAAAAAGGGAGGAUUUGGAGGCGUAUACGGGAAAAUUGCUGAGUUGGAUCACGAAAAUGGGAUAUCGCGAUGGAAAUGACUUUUUAAAGUACAAGUUUUACUUGAAAAUUAUCCAGAGACUUGGUUUGGUGUUUCUGCCGCCGAAAGUUGCGGUUUGGAGAUAUCAACGAGGCACGAGGUCGUUGGCAAUGAAUUUAGACAAAGGCGGAGAUGCGUCAUCGCUACCCAUGGAAGAGGGGGUUGGAGUUGCAGCAGGUGACGACGACGAAAACUUCACCGUACCCGACGAGAUCGAAGACGUAAUCGAAGAACUUCUCCAAGGACUUCGUUCCGCCAGCUCUGAUUGUCGCUGGUUAAGUGCCAAAGGAGUUGGUCGCAUUUGCAAUCGCUUACCAAAAACCUUAGGAGACGACGUCGUUGGUUCCGUCAUCGAAAUUCUCAAUCCCCUCGAGCCGCACGAAGCAUGGCACGGUGCUUGUCUCGCACUUGCUGAACUCGCUAAACGUGGUUUGUUGCUGCCUUACCGUUUGCCGGAUAUCGUUCCGUUGCUCAUGGAAGCCUUGACUUACGACGAAAUGAAGAGUUACAUGCCCGUCGGUUUGAAUAUUCGCGAUGCCGCUUGCUACAUGUGCUGGGCGUUCGCACGUGCCUACAAACCCUCCGAUCUCAAGCCGUUUGUCGUAAAUAUCGCCUCCGCAUUGCUCAUCACGACAUCCUUCGAUCGCGAAAUUAAUUGCCGGAGAGCUGCUUCGGCGGCAUUUCAGGAAAGUGUGGGGCGAUUGGGAAACUUUCCGCAUGGCAUUGAAAUUUUGACGACAGCGGAUUUUUUUUCCGUGGGACUUCGAACGAACGCUUACCUGAACAUCAGUGACUACAUUGGGCAAUUUGAGGAAUACAGUAAACCCCUAAUUAGCCACUUGGUAGCACGAAAAGUGAACCAUUGGGAUAUCGCGAUCCGAGAAUUGGCGGCAAAAGCUUUGAAUGUCCUCACGAAACGACAACCGACGUAUUUGGCGACGGAAAUGAUGCCAAAAUUGUUCGAAAAUGCAAAGUCCAUUGAUGUUAAUUCGCGUCACGGAUCGAUUUUGGCACUUGGGGAAGUCACUUUAGCUUUGACUGACAUCGAUCGAGGUCUUUUGACGCCCGAAAUUGUGGAAAAUCUCAAUAUUUUGGUGCAAGACUUCCAUAAACGGGAGCAAUUUCGCGGCAUGAGCGGAGAAUUGAUGCGCCUGGCAUGCGUGGAUUUCAUCCGGAACGUGAGUCAAGCGAAACUUCCCGUCACUCUGGAGUGCAUCGAGUCCUGGCAGUACCUUAUCGACCAAUGUAUCAUCAAUAAAGUCGAAAAAGUGCGUCAAUUGGCGAUUCGGGCAUUACCAACGAUGGCAAAUUCGUACUAUAUCGACGACACCUUCGACUCAAUUAAGGGAAAAAUUUUAAAUUUUUACAUCAAACAGUCGGACAACAACCUCGAGGAGACAGUUCGCAUGGGAUAUGUCGGCGCAAUUGGUUCAUUGCCGCAAUUUAUGCUCGUUACGGAUCUCGAAGCGGUGCUGGAAGUGCUCAUUCGACAUUCAAUGUUGCCAGAUCCGAGUCGCGGCGAAAAUCCGAUUGUCCUGAAAUGGAGUGAGGCACGACGAGAAGCAGUCAAAGCACUUACAAAUGUCGUUGAAACGAUCGGAUUUGAUGGAAAUUGUUCUUUUAGUGAUGAAAAAUGUCUCGAAAGAGUUUUUGAAUGUUUUCUCAGGGGACUUGAGGAGUACACGUUGGACAAUAGAGGCGAUAUUGGAGCUUGGGUACGUGAGGCGAGUAUGAUGGGUCUGGCGUAUUUGCUGAAAAAUUGUCCAAAUGCGAUGUUGAAGCCGGAAAUUGUGGAAAAAGUGAUGCAGGGACUUGCGCAGCAGGCUGUCGAGAAAAUUGAUCGAACAAGGGGGCUUGCUGGAAGGCUUUUCUGCGAAAUUGUGCAUCAUUCCCCUCCCGUUCCUCACAUUCCCCAACAUGCAGCCCUCAAGGAAAUCUUUCCCGCUGACAGUUCACAAGUUUUAUGGCUCUUUGCUGAUCACACGUGUCCCCUUUUCUGCGCCAUGUUGGAUUUUCCCGAAUACUCACGUCAUCUCAUUCUCGGAUUGACUGCCAGCAUGGGUCAGCUCACAGAAUCUCUCGUCAAGUAUUCAUCAAAUGCAUUUUUCGCCUAUAUCCGUGCCCACAAGUCGCAUAUUCCGCGAAUUGGCGACGAAAUCAUCCAAGUUUUCGAGGCAAAUUUACUCAAUGAACGCGUCACGUGCCCGUUGUUGUCAUUUUUGGAUGUCGUUUUGAGCUCCGGAAGUCUCCAAGCGCUACUGGAUGACGAAGAAUCUACUUUUGCGGAUGAAAUCUUCCGUUUAGUCAAUGCCGAGAUCAAGGGACACAAGAAAUUGUACAAACUCGUGUCGAGCAUCAACGUUUUUUGUCAUCUCAUUCAAGUGAAUCGCUUGUGUACGCGAGUUUUGGCCAAAUUGACGUUCUUUUUGGGACUCACGCAUGUUCAUGUUCGGAAAUCGACCGCUAUUAAGUUGUAUGAGGCACUUGUCAUUCACGGAGACACCUGCGAAAGUAUUCCGGAAGAGAAUUUGGAAGCAAUUCUCGAAAUUUUAUCAGAUACGGAUUGGGGUCAACCCUUGACGGAAGUUCGCCCAAUAAGAAAUAAUUUGUGUGAACUGCUAAAUAUCAAGCCGCCCGUUGCAGCAACUGCACCAACAACAAAUUAACUCAUUAACGCCUCAAAUUAAGCUUUAAUCGUACUAUUUUUACGCUAAUUGCAAUAAAAAAUGCACAAAUUUAAUUAAUUUUGUAUGAAAAUCUCACAUUUUAGGCAUUGAUUUCCCGCAUCUCGGAGACAAAACGCGCAAAAACCGACGUUACAGCGACACACGAAGAUUUUUUCAGGUUUUUCGUGACAAAUGUCGCAUUUUUUCUUUGAACUUUUGAAGAAGAAGGUCCUUUUUGGCUCAUUUUCGUAAUGGAUGCUGCGUAAUUUGUGUUUCAUGACAGAGAUAAAGUUCCGACGAUCUUUCAGAAUUUUGUUGUACAAGAAGAGGAUGCGGUAUUUUUGACGUCUUGGAUAUGCGGAAGCACAAAUUAGCCAUCGGAGACGAUGAACGUAGAUUUCGUUGAGAAU
Messenger RNA from Culicoides brevitarsis, 4086 nucleotides. It is a transcript of the gene TBCD, whose product is annotated as tubulin-specific chaperone D. Lineage: Eukaryota; Metazoa; Arthropoda; Insecta; Diptera; Ceratopogonidae. The transcript has 3 exons. Gene Ontology annotation, molecular function: beta-tubulin binding; GTPase activator activity. Gene Ontology annotation, biological process: microtubule cytoskeleton organization; adherens junction assembly; tubulin complex assembly. The coding region runs from base 188 to 3676 and encodes 1162 amino acids. Gene Ontology annotation, cellular component: lateral plasma membrane. The record is from RefSeq and is a predicted model, not a curated record.